This is a messenger RNA of Westerdykella ornata, 687 nucleotides long. RefSeq lists its product as uncharacterized. Gene Ontology annotation, cellular component: CTDK-1 complex. The annotation marks the transcript as partial. The record is from RefSeq and is a predicted model, not a curated record. The transcript is spliced from 2 exons. Gene Ontology annotation, biological process: positive regulation of DNA-templated transcription, elongation; positive regulation of transcription by RNA polymerase I. Lineage: Eukaryota; Fungi; Ascomycota; Dothideomycetes; Pleosporales; Sporormiaceae.
AUGGCUGACCCCUUUGAGGUCCGCAUGCGCUUUAGCAUGCAACUACAACACCUCAGCGCGUCCGUCACAGCUGCACAAAAAGCAGCGAACUAUGCGCUCAAGAACCGGGAGAUGGACGAAGACCUCCAUUCUUGUAUAUUAGAACAACUGGAAAAGACCUCCAUGAACACCCGCGCCAACAUCAUGUACUUCAUCGAACACCUCUGCGCGCUCGCCCAACGCGAAAACCACCCCGAAUAUAUUCGCAUGAUGCAGCGUGACAUCAUCCGCGUCAUCGACGCAGUCUGCCCGCUCGACGGCUCCGGCGCAGCGAACAUCCGCGUGGUGCGGCGCGUCCUUCAAGGCCUACAAGCGCAAAAAGUGCUUAUGCCGGAAACCGUAACGGAGUUGGAGGCGGAGCUGAAAUCCAGAGAGGGGACUGCACAUCCAUUCAUAGCGGGUGCCGAUGAUGGCGGCGACGUUGUAGCAGCGGAAAAGAACGGCGGCCCAGUUCGGUUAGACAAGCGACAGAUUGAGCAGAGGAUCGAGGAAGAUCGCGAGCGGCACAAGAGACUCCGAGAGGAGAUUUGGGCGGUGAGCGAUGAGCCGGAUGGGGAUGGAGAGUUGAGGAAGAUGUGGGAUGAGGCUAGUGAUAUCGGCGAUGACGAUUAUCUCGCGGCAGAAGAAGAUCAGGCGGAACGGAGACAG